UUGCUGUUAGUCUCCAAGUUUGCUUAACGCCAACCGCACGGUGUGUUGUCGCAAAGCCAGCCUCGAUUGCCUUUGUUAUUGUUAUUGAACAUUGCAAAAAAGAAAGAAAACAAAAACAACAUUCGUUGACAUUGUUACAGUCCCUGAAAAAUGAGACUUAUAAUCUUGGAAUCAAGUGACUCAGUUGGCAAAUGGGCCGCCAAAUAUGUAGCCAAGCGGAUCAAUGACUUCAAACCGGGUCCCGAUAAAUAUUUUGUACUGGGUCUGCCCACGGGUAGCACACCAUUGGGUAUGUACAAGGAGCUGAUUGAGUUUCACAAGCAGGGCAAGGUCUCCUUUCGCUAUGUGCGGACCUUCAACAUGGACGAGUAUGUGGGUUUGCCUCGCGAUCAUCCCGAGAGCUAUCACCACUUUAUGUGGCACAAUUUCUUCAAGCACAUUGACAUCGAUCCGGCGAAUGUUCACAUUUUGGAUGGUAAUGCGCCCGAUCUCGUUGCCGAGUGCAAUGCGUUCGAACAACAGAUUAGGGAAGCCGGUGGCGUAGAACUCUUCAUUGGUGGCAUUGGACCCGAUGGACAUAUUGCAUUCAAUGAGCCUGGCUCAUCGUUGGUGUCGCGAACGCGUGUCAAGACCCUGGCCCAGGACACACUUGAAGCGAAUGCCCGUUUCUUUGAGAAUGAUAUGAGCAAGGUGCCCAAGCAGGCGCUCACUGUGGGCGUGGGUACCGUUAUGGACUCGCAUGAGGUGAUGAUCUUGAUUACGGGCGCCCACAAGUCCUUCGCCUUGUACAAGGCCAUUGAGGAGGGCGUCAAUCAUAUGUGGACUGUCAGCGCAUUCCAGCAGCACGCGAACACGCUGAUGAUCUGCGAUGAGGAUGCAACGCUGGAGCUGCGCGUCAAGACGGUUAAAUAUUUCAAGAGCCUCAUGGAUGUGCACUCCAAACUGAUAGAGCAGCAAAUGGUCAAUCAACCCUAGUGCUAAAUGUGGCACGUCUUAUUUUGUUUCGAACUCAAGGAGAAAAUAUCAGUUACAAAUAAUUUUCAUAUUAUGCAUUUUUAUUUUUAUAAUAAAAUUACUUACAAUACAAAAAAAAUGGAAUGUAUGUCUAAAAAUAUAUAUAUAUUUUUACAUGUGCAUUGUGGAGACUAAAUAAAACAGUGAAAACCUAA
This is a messenger RNA of Drosophila grimshawi, 1169 nucleotides long. It is a transcript of the gene Oscillin, whose product is annotated as glucosamine-6-phosphate isomerase. The transcript is spliced from 5 exons. Gene Ontology annotation, molecular function: glucosamine-6-phosphate deaminase activity; identical protein binding. The coding region runs from base 151 to 975 and encodes 274 amino acids. Gene Ontology annotation, cellular component: cytoplasm. Lineage: Eukaryota; Metazoa; Arthropoda; Insecta; Diptera; Drosophilidae. The record is from RefSeq and is a predicted model, not a curated record. Gene Ontology annotation, biological process: N-acetylneuraminate catabolic process; D-glucosamine catabolic process; carbohydrate metabolic process.